Guillardia theta CCMP2712 is the source of this 664-nucleotide messenger RNA. RefSeq names its product Prefoldin protein, subunit 5. Gene Ontology annotation, cellular component: prefoldin complex; cytoplasm. The record is from RefSeq and is a predicted model, not a curated record. Bases 127 to 594 code for a protein of 155 amino acids. The transcript is spliced from 9 exons. NCBI's taxonomy places the organism in Eukaryota, Cryptophyceae, Pyrenomonadales, Geminigeraceae. Gene Ontology annotation, biological process: regulation of DNA-templated transcription; protein folding.
GCAGCGGGCAGGAUUCAGCGGCAUUCGUCCUCCUCCCUCUUCCUCUUCCUCCUCCGCCCCCGCCUCCAGCUCCUCCUCCUCCUGCAGCUCCUCCUCCUCCUUCUCUUACUGCCUACAACUUCGUCAAUGUCUACUGGUUCGCAGGUCAACGUCGCAUCUCUCCCCAUCGACCAGCUUCAAGCGCUGAGGGAGCAGCUGCAGGAGGAAGAUCGUUUCCUGACGAACUCCUACUCCCAGUUGAAGAUCGCUCAGAACAAGUUUGUCGACUCUCGUGAGGCCCUCAAGGUCAUCACACCGGAGAACAUUGACAAGGACAUUCUCGUUCCGAUGACAUCGUCGCUGUAUGUCAAGGGAUCUCUGGCCAAGACGGACACUGUCCUUGUCGACAUUGGGACAGGUUAUUAUGUGGAGAAGACUCCAGAGGAAGCAGACGACUACUUGAAGCGCAAGAUUUCAUACCUUGGUGACAACUGUGAAAAGCUGGAAUCAAAUAUCUCUGAGAAGCGCAAGAACAUCGAGGCCGUCACGAUGGUAUUGCAGGCUCGGAUCAGGGCGAUGAACGAGCAAGCGCAGCCUGGUGCGAAGAGCUCGUAGGGAGUGAAGAGCAGAACUUUCAACGAUCAAUUAUCGACAUUCAUUGCUUCAUAAACAUUCUCGAGGAAUG